AUGCGUGCAACUCAGAGUCGGCAGAAAUCCUACGCAGAUAAGAGGAGGAGGCCACUUGAGUUUGAGGCAGGGGACCACGUGUUCCUCAAGGUUACCCCUACAGCAGGUAUUGGGAGAGCAUUGAAGUCGAGGAAGUUAACUCCUCGAUUCAUCGGUCCAUAUCAAAUUACGAGGCGAAUUGGACCGGUGGCGUACGAGAUUGCAUUGCCACCUCACUUGGCAAACCUGCACAAUGUCUUCCACGUAUCACAGUUGAGGAAGUAUGUGGCGGAUCCUACUCAUGUGCUGGAACAGGAUGAUGUCCAGGUGCGUGAGAAUCUAACUUUGGGAGUGGGACCGAUGAGAAUUCUGGAUUCUCAAGUCAAACAACUCAGAGGGAAGGAGAUUCGGACUAUGAAGGUUCUUUGGGACGAGGUAACCCAGGAGAUGAUUUGGGAGAUGGAGGAUCUCAUGAGGAAGUCUUAUCCUCACCUCUUUGCUGUUUUUGGUAUAUUAUACACUGAAAUUCGUGAUGCACAUGAGGGAAUUUGGGGGUUGUGA
This is a messenger RNA of Vigna unguiculata (cowpea), 540 nucleotides long. RefSeq lists its product as uncharacterized. Lineage: Eukaryota; Viridiplantae; Streptophyta; Magnoliopsida; Fabales; Fabaceae. The record is from RefSeq and is a predicted model, not a curated record.